Prorocentrum cordatum is the source of this 2055-nucleotide messenger RNA. NCBI's taxonomy places the organism in Eukaryota, Dinophyceae, Prorocentrales, Prorocentraceae. The record is from the annotation of a GenBank genome assembly.
AUGGCGAGGGUCCACAUGGAUUGCAUUCGAGAGGGGCACAGGCGCCAUUGCUUCAACGUGGGCGACGCUGACCUUCAGAGGUUCGAGAAUGGCGCCACCGCCAUAUUGUCCUCGAAGACCUUCCACCACCAGCCGAAGACGAUCCCGACCACGGUCAUGUGCCAGAGACAGGCGAGCUACUACGGCAUCUGCUCCUUUCACUUGGAGGAUCUGAAGAGCGACAGGCAGAAGAACAAGCACAAUGUCCAUGAUGAUGUCGAGAUGGAGCGCAUGGCUGGCGUUGGCCAGAAACUUUGCAUGAUCGAGCUGCGCCAGUCCGCGGGAAUCGCACCGAUGGCGAUCACGCGCGUCGGCACGACCACGAAGAAGGUGCGCGUCAUCUUCGACAGUCGCACCGCCGCGCCUUGCGCGCAGACCGCUCCGAAUGUCUUCAAGCCGUCACAUGCGCCAGAGAGGCAGUCGUGGUCAGACUUGGCCGCGCGAGUGGAGGCGCAGAACUUGAGAUCGAUCAAGUGGGGCGGGCAUGGGUCGCCAAAGAAGGGCGAGCGUGGCGACGGCAGGAACGUCGAGAACGACGGCCCAUGCCCUGAGGUCAAGGACGUGUGGGGUAUGUUCCAGUGGCCGAUGGACUACUUCGGUGCGGCGGACGCGUCAACUGGCCUCAACGAGGCGCUCCGGCAUGCGAACCAGGAGGACGGGCUGCAGUGCGCAGUUGACGGCGCUGGCGCAGCCUUGACCAGAUUCGUGCACAACAUGACCAUCACCAAGGUGGGCCUCGGUUGGGCGGGCGUGGACGCCCCAGGGACUGCGCUGGCCAUGAUGAGUUGCCAAUUGUUGCAGUACUUCAAGAAUCACUACCCGCAUAAGCACGUGCCCGAUCAGAUCGAUCACGAGAAGAAGGCAGAGCUGCGGCUGUCACCGCACGCGCCGAAGUGCAUGUUCAGCGACUACGAGGGCUUCUGGAAGGUGGAGAUCAAAUCGACGAUCAAUCGUCUGAAAUCGGAGGGCCAGAAGGCGAAGUGCAGCAAGUGCAACAAAAUCUGCAUCAUGGAGUACGUUGACAUUCACGCGGCAGGCGUCUCCUGCAAGCCCUUCUCAAAGUUCGGCAAGCGGGAAGCCCUGAGGUCCGAUGAUCACAUGAGCGCAUUUGGAGCCUGGGCUGGGACUGUGCGGUAUACGAAGCACAAGGUGGUCGUCUUCGAGAACUCGGACAGGUUCAGGGAGCAGACUCUCAUCACCUUGUUCGGCGACAUGUACGCCAUCGGAUGUUUGAAGUUGGGCGGGCCGUUCUUCGGCAGGGCAGGGAAGCGCGACAGGAUCUACGCAGUCAUGGUCAACAAGGAGUUCGUCACCGGGGUGGUGUUCAGCGUGAAGAACGUGCUCCCGUGUUUCCACUGGGUUCUGAAGUGUGCGUUCCUGGAGUUCUUGGCGGCGGAUAAGGGCGGUCGCUUGGGGGGCAACUUGGCCGACGAGCUGGUAUGGGCGCACAACCGACCCACAUCGAGGGCGCAGCGCAAGUACGACACCGUGCACGACCUGGUCAACGCGUCGUCGGAACCAUACUACGACGCACUGACGCUCGGCGAGCUCAAGUUCCUGGGCGAGCGCACGCUGAAGGGCAUCGCUGACGGGCGCGCGGCGAUGCUCAAUCAAAGUGAGGAACGCGGCUACGGCACCAAGAGCAGCGAGGACGGGAUCUUGCAUCCGCUCAUCGCCAACCCAGCCCUGCACUUCGUGGUGAGAAAUGCGAAGGGCAUCAAGAGGUGGAUCACGGGCUACGUGAUGCUGGUGUGCCAGGGCUUCCCCGUGCUCAACGAGCUGAGCAAUCCUGGUGGAGAUUGCGCGAGGACCGUGCAAGUCCCAGUGAUUGGCGCGGUGCUCUGCUACGUUCUCCUCUGCGUGCGGUUCGGCGACACGCACCCGAAGCAGAAGGCAAUCGCUGGGGACUUGGAGGUUCAGAGGAUGCGCCCAGAGGCCAGCGACCCGAUCGACUCGCUGAGCGAGAUUUUCAAAAACAAGGAGCGCAGGAACGGCAAGAAACGCAGGCUCUCGUAG